UCAAAAUGGCUGCGCCCAUGUUUACAUGUGGGCAAAAUUCAUAAUUUUAUUUUAGCAAAAUCUGACUGUUUUAAAAAUCCAAAGGACCCAAACUUGUAAUUCAAAAAUGGAAGAAGAUAGCAGCCGAAAAGGUCAUCGCAAGCGACAUGCAGGACCAAAAGCAGAGAAGAAGAAGGCAAAGAAUAAACAUGAGCAAGAUUUAACUGCCAGACAGAGGAACCCAAAGGCAUUUGCAAUCCAGUCUGUCAAUAAAACAGAGAGGCUUGUGAGAAGGUCAUUGGACGUUCAGGUCAAGAAGCACCAUAUUCCAGUUGUUGAUCGGACCCCUCUAGAACCGCCACCAAUAUGUGUUGCAAUAGUUGGACCGCCCAAGGUGGGCAAAACUACGCUGAUGAACUGCCUGAUCAAGAGUUUUACCAAAACAAAGUUAUCCAAUAUCCAGGGUCCUGUCACUAUUGUGUCUGGUAAGAAGAGGCGAAUAACCUUUAUCGAGUGUAACAAUGACAUCAAUGCUAUGAUUGAUAUUGCCAAGAUAGCUGACCUGGUUCUGCUUCUUGUGGAUGCCAGUUUUGGUUUUGAAAUGGAGACAUUUGAAUUCCUGAAUAUCUGCCAGGUGCAUGGGUUCCCAAAGAUCAUGGGUGUCCUGACUCAUCUGGACAUGUUCAGGAACAACAAACAUUUGCGUAAAACAAAAAAACGACUAAAACACAGAUUUUGGACUGAAAUAUAUCAGGGUGCCAAACUUUUCUACCUGUCUGGAAUGGUGAAUGGAGAAUACCAGAAAACUGAGAUCCAUAAUCUUGGACGGUUCAUAUCAGUGAUGAAGUUCCGUCCCCUGCAGUGGCGAACCACUCAUCCCUAUAUCAUUGCUGACAGAUAUGAGGAUGUCACAGACCCUGAAGCUAUAAGACAAGAUGCGAAGUGUGACAGAAAGAUUUGUCUCUACGGUUACGUCAGGGGCACGCAUUUCAAGAAUCAUAGCAGUGUUCACAUUCCUGGCUGUGGUGAUUUCAGCAUCAAGGACAUGAGUUUCCUCCCUGAUCCAUGCCCCUUGCCCCAGGCAAUGAAGAAGAGGAACCUCAAUGAGAAGGAACGUUUAAUCUAUGCCCCUAUGUCCGGUGUGGGUGGCAUUGUUUAUGACAAGGAUGCAGUCUAUAUUGAUCUUGGUGGGAGCCAUCAUACUGAGAAGGAGCAUCAAAAGUCUAACAGACCUGCAGAUGAGUUGAUGACUUCUUUGAUUGGCGCUAAACAACCCUUAGACUACAAAAUGGCGGCCAGUGAAGUGUCACUGUUCUCAAACACGGCACCACUCAAAGCUGAAGAUGUAGAUAUGUCAAAUACAGAUAUGCCAUCUGAAGAACAAGUUUUUUCCAAUGGCCGAGUUCGGCGCAGGGCUCUCCCUGGCGAUGAUGUUGAAGAUAGUGGAAAUGAAGAAGAGGAAGGAAGCGAUUCAGAUUCUGAAGAUGACGAGUCUGGUGAUGAUGAUGAUGACAAUGAUGAUGAUGAUGAUGAUGAAGGAGAGUACACGAUUGAACCACAAGCCAAGAAGUCCAAAAAGGAAGAAGAAUUGGUGUUUGCGGACAGUGAUGAUGACCUAGAGGAUGGGUUAGAUUUACAUUCUCCCUCAGUGAAGAAACGGACUACCGUUGUGGUUGAUAUGAGGUCUAGUGAUGAGAAUGAGGACAGGGAUGAUGAUGAUGAAAGUAGUGAUGGUGAUGAUGACAGUGAUAGUGAUGCUGUUGAUAAAAGCGAUGGUGAUUCAUCUGAAAAUUCGGAUGAUGAACAUCCUGCAAAAACUGUGAAGGAAAAAGGGAAAUUGAAAUCAAAACCUGGUUCUAAUAGUAUGACUAUAGUUAGCAAAGUUGGGGAUGUUUACAAGAAAGAUACUGAGGCUGAAAGUGAUGAUUCUGAGGAGGAUGAGGAUGAAAACUCUGGUGACGAAAGUGAAUAUUCUCGUGAUAAAGACCAGAGUUCUGAUGAGGGGAUGGAUACUGGUGGGGAUAGUGGAUUCAACGUGCAUGAGGAGUCCGACGAAUCUGGAGACGAGGACAGCCAACUGAGAUGGAAAGACAAUUUGGCGGGAAAAGCUUCCGAUGCUUUCCAUAGGCGACAGAUGAGCACUACUAACUGGAGGAAGAUGGUUUAUGGAAAAGAAAGUACCGAUCAGGAAGAAAAAGACGAUGAGAACAACGAUAUAGGUGGAUUGUUCAAGCUCCCCAAGAAAGUCAACAAGAAGCCCAAAGGUUCGGUAGACGGCCUGGAUACUACCAAGCAUCAUGCUGCCAGUCUACAGGAGUCGGACUUGGAAGAAGUGAGGGAAUUGAUCAAGGAUUGUUUCGUGACUGGAAAGUGGGAUAAAAGUGAAGAUGCGAAAACUCUCUUGGAUGCAGAUGCAGAUGAUGAAGUUUAUGGUGACUUUGAAGAUCUCGAGACGGGUGAAGUGCACGAAGGCAAAGACAGUGAGAGUAGUGAGGAAGAGAAGGAGGAGCCAAAGAAAGAUGAAAUUCCACUGACAAGGGAAGAAGCCAGAGCCAAGAAAAUUCAAGAGAAGCGACUAGAGAGGAAGAGAAAGUUAAAGACAAUGUUUGACAGUGAAUAUGACGAGGCGGAGGGCUCAUCUUCAUAUUUUGAUGAGCUCAAGGCUUCACUGAAUGAACAGGCACAGUUAAACAAAGGCGAAUUUGAAGCACUAGAUGAUACAUUACGAGUACAGUAUGAGGGAUUUCGCCCUGGCAUGUAUGCCCGAGUUGAAAUCGAUUCCAUGCCGUGUGAAUUCAUCACUAACUUUGAUGCCACCUAUCCAGUCAUUCUAGGUGGACUGCUGAAUGUAGAGGAAACUAUUGGUCUACUCCAGGUUAGGUUCAAGAAACAUCGCUGGCACAAGAAGAUCUUAAAGACACGUGAUCCAUUGAUCGUCUCAUUGGGUUGGAGGCGAUUCCAAACGAUACCUCUGUAUACAAUCCAGGAUCACAACAUGAGGAAUCGUCUGCUCAAGUAUACGCCAGAACAUCUUCACUGUCAUGCUGCCUUGUGGGGUCCCAUGACCCCGCAGAAUACUGGUAUUUUGGCAGUGCAGACAGUGUCAGGUGGAGUGCCUGGUUUUAGAAUAGCUGCCACGGGAGUCGUUCUGGAGUUGGACAAAUCGUUCACUAUUGUCAAAAAGCUCAAACUCACCGGAACUCCACAAAAAAUCUACAAGAAGACUGCAUUUAUUGAGGGCAUGUUCAAUUCAAAUCUAGAAGUCAGUAAAUUUGAAGGAGCAGGUGUCAGAACGGUUAGCGGGAUCCGUGGCAUGAUCAAGAAGGCUGCGAAGGUUCCUCCUGGUGCUUUUAGGGCAACAUUCGAAGACAAGAUAUUGUUGAGUGAUAUUGUCUUUCUACGAACGUGGUACCAAAUACAAGUGCCCAACUUCUACAACCCGGUAACCACCAUGUUGCUUCCCAAGGACCUGAAGAACCAGUGGCAGGGCAUGAAGACGACUGGCCAACUCAGGAGGGAGAAGGGCGUGAAGGGAAAUUACAACCCUGAUUCUCUCUACAAGCCUAUCGAGCGUAGGGAGAAGACAUUCCGUCCCCUGUCCAUUCCCAAUGCUCUCCAGAGGAAUCUUCCCUUCAAAGACAAGCCAAAGAUUCCCAGCAAGGCAGUGGACCUGGUCCAGAGCCAGCGGGUAGCAGUUAUCAGGGAGCCUAAGGAAAGAAAGGUUGCACAACUGAUGAAGAUGCUGAAGACGCUCAACACGCAGAAGAUAAAACAGCGGAGAGCCGAGAUGAAACAACGCGUUGGGAAACACAAGAAAGAGAUGGCUAAGAUUGAGAAGACUCGGGAGGAGAAAUUGAAAGAAGGGAAGAAGGAACUCUUUAGAGAACUUGGAAAGUUAGAACAGAAAAAACGGAGAAUGCGCAAGGAUUAGAACUGUAUUGACUUAAUAGUGAUAUCAAAGGACACUUUCAAGUAAAAAUGUGACAGUAUUGGAAGGCUGAUUAUGUACCCCUGGGAAUGUCUUGACCCACGACAGUACUUGCACAUCUACCAUUAUAUUGCCAGAUGACAUGAACUUGCCCCCGAAAUAUUUCCAUCAAAAUAUGAAUGAAAACUGUCAGCCAUACCAUCAUGUACCAUUAUGUAGUGUUCUUCUUUUGCAUUGUGUGGAAAUUGUUUUUUCAUGCUCAGCACAGGGCAAUGAAGUACUCUGUUCAUUUGAUAAUUUCUAAUUGUAAAAAUAAAGGAUGGAGCACUGUUCAUUUUGUGUCAAUAAAUAACAUA
Molecule: messenger RNA, 4263 nt
Organism: Lineus longissimus
Lineage: Eukaryota; Metazoa; Nemertea; Pilidiophora; Heteronemertea; Lineidae
Product: ribosome biogenesis protein BMS1 homolog
Exons: 21
Coding region: 107-3910 (1267 amino acids)
Biological process (GO): maturation of SSU-rRNA from tricistronic rRNA transcript (SSU-rRNA, 5.8S rRNA, LSU-rRNA); endonucleolytic cleavage of tricistronic rRNA transcript (SSU-rRNA, 5.8S rRNA, LSU-rRNA); ribosome biogenesis
Cellular component (GO): 90S preribosome; nucleus
Molecular function (GO): GTPase activity; GTP binding; U3 snoRNA binding
Source: RefSeq, a predicted model, not a curated record